Molecule: messenger RNA, 558 nt
Organism: Trypanosoma grayi
Lineage: Eukaryota; Euglenozoa; Kinetoplastea; Trypanosomatida; Trypanosomatidae
Product: putative ATP-dependent RNA helicase
Exons: 1
Coding region: 1-558 (185 amino acids)
Cellular component (GO): nucleus
Molecular function (GO): RNA binding; RNA helicase activity; ATP binding
Source: RefSeq, a predicted model, not a curated record
AUGGAGACGACGAAGCGCGCCACAAUGGAGGACGCGCACUACUCCGUGAAGGACGCGACGCUUGACAUGACCGCAGAGAGCGCGCAGGAGGCGCAUCAGCAACGACAGGUGUACGCUUGGAGCAAGAAGAAGAACCGCUACGUCCGCAUGAAUGUCAAUGAUGCCAAGGCGUUGUUGCAUGGAGUGAAGAAUGAGGCGGGCAAGGCGGUGAACUUCAAGUCGAAGCUCGAGGUGUACUCGCGGUGGAUGAAGAAGAGCAACAUGCGCAUCCAGGACGUCGGUGAGGAGGAGGACCUCGGCCCACUCAACCGCGCACGCGCCGCACAAGCGCAGUCCAACGGUGACGGAGCAGCAGGAGCCGACGAGGGCGACGAUGAGGACGCGGUAGACAUCAGCGACCCGAACCAAGGGAAGAAGCUGCGCGUUGGCCGCAAGCAGCGGCGUCUGCCGAAGGACGGACACGUGCGCACUUUUGAGGAAAUGGCGCUCAUGAAGCGCAAGACAGAAAAGGAGAAGGCGCGGCUGGCACGCAAACAGCAGAGACGAAAGAGCAAUUGA